AACAGUUGCUGUCACAUGCGACUUCACUUCACGGCGGUGAGAUUAGCGCUGCCCCCGCCCCUUGCCCCUCCCAACACACGCACUGUAUAUACACGAGCGCAGUCGCACUCGCGACCCUCCGCGCGUGGAAUUCAUCUCCCGCCUCGCAGCUCGAUUCGAGCAGAGGCGCAUCAUCCUCUUCCAGGGAUGGGGAGAAAGAAGCAAGCUCAGCCGCGGAGGUCGGGUGGGAUAAUAAUUGCGAGUAAUGGCCAAGACAACACUAAAUCAGAUUUGGCUGACGAAAAUGUGGUAGCAAAUGAGAAGGCACAGAAGGGCGGAUUGGAUAUAAGUGACCCACCAGUUUUUGUAGAUGUUGAACGCACUUGUUGGGCAUUGGAUGAGCAUUUUGAUAUAUCUGAACUUGUAUUGACCGACUUGAAUAUAGGAGGGGGAUUUUCAGGUUUUAGAGUAGAAAAUGGAUUUUAUCAGAGUUCGGAUUACUCCUUUAGGUUCAGGGUGUGCAACGUGAAUGAGUUUGUGGCUCGAAUUAAACUGGGUCAUUGGCCUGUAUUAUCCUCUAAAGAUGUCCAUUUGGAGUUGGUCGAGAAGUACUCGGCUGAGAACAGGGAGAAUCAAAUGGUGGUUUUGUCGGGUUCUUUUGAUGGACCAAAUGAGGGAGUUUCUGGUCUUGCUCACUUGGCUAGUCUGAAGUUUAUGUCAGUUAGGCCACUUGAGGAGAUUGCUUUUUCAGAGGACAUGACGACUUUAAGGGUGAGGGUGGAAAUUCUCAAGAGCGCCUUUGAUGCUUGUGAGUCACUUCAUGAUAAUACGAGGCAAUUGUGGAAAAAGAGCAUGAUCAAUGUCAUGGCUUGGUUGAGACCAGAGGUUAUGACUUCAGAGGCCAGGUAUGGAAUUUGUCAAUCUCGAGCAGUAGGAAAUGAUUUGCAUCCAGAUGAAAGGGAUAGCGCCACAGUAAACCGGAAAGGCGUAAAGUUUGACGUCAGUGGAUUUUAUGAGGCCAUCAAGCCGUCAAAAGCGGAUCCAAUGCUCGAUGAUAACAUUCCCAACUUACUUCCUAAGCUUAGGCCAUAUCAACGUCGCGCUGCAUACUGGAUGGUGCAGAGAGAGAAAGGAGCUUUAGGAAGUUUUGGCACGAAGGGAACAAGUCAGUUAGUUUCUCCUCUAUGCAUGACUGUGGGUUUUGUUGACUCCGGUUUACAAAUGUUCUACAAUCCAUUCAGUGGUAAUGUGGCAAUGCGCCCAGAAGUUCUCUCUGAACGUGUAUCUGGUGGUAUCCUUGCUGAUGAGAUGGGUUUAGGAAAGACUGUUGAGCUGCUAGCUUGCAUCCUUUCCCACCGUUGGUCAGCAUCUGAGAGUGGAGCAUGCAUCGAUGAGGAAUCACAAUUGAGAGGAAAGAGUCGAAUUCAUACUAAAAGAUUGAAAAGGGAACGGGUUGAGUGCAUUUGCGGAGCUGUGACCGAAAGUUUCUGGUACACAGGACUGUGGGUUCAAUGUGACGUUUGUGAUGCAUGGCAACAUUCCGAUUGUGUUGGUUAUUCAGCUAGAGGGAAAAAGGUGAAGGAUGGUAGUGGACAACCGGGAAGAGAGAAGAACAUCGAGAAGUUCAGAAGAAAGAAAAAUGUUCCCACUAUUGUAGAGAGGGAGGGAAAAUAUGUCUGUCAAUUGUGCUUGGAAUUGAUGACUGUUACUGAGUCUCCUGUUCCAAGUGGGGCAACUCUAAUUGUGUGUCCGGCUCCUAUAUUGCACCAAUGGCAAACUGAAAUUAUCAGGCACACAAAUACUGAUUCUGUGAAAAUGCUGGUUUAUGAAGGAGUGAGAAACACAUCCUUUUCUGAAGAACCAGCAGUUGAAGUCCAUGAACUUGUUUCCUAUGACAUUGUACUGACAACAUAUGAAGUGCUGAAAGAGGACCUAUCACAUGACUCUGAUAGGCACGAAGGGGAUCGCCGCUUCAUGAGAUACCAGAAGAGGUACCCUGUUAUUCCGACUCCACUCACUAGAAUCUUCUGGUGGAGGUUAUGUUUGGACGAGGCUCAAAUGGUGGAGAGUAAUACUGCUGCUGCAACAGAAAUGGCAUUACGAUUACAUUCUAAACAUCGUUGGUGUAUUACUGGCACUCCCAUUCAGCGUAGACUGGAUGAUUUAUAUGGGCUCUUGAAGUUCCUUAAACUAAGUCCUUUUGAUGUCCCUAGAUGGUGGAAUGAAGUUAUACGAGAUCCAUACGAGAGGAGAGAUGCGGGAGCUAUGGAAUUUACCCACAGUUUGUUCAAGCAAAUUAUGUGGCGUUCUUCAAAAAGACACGUUGCUGAUGAAUUACAUCUUCCUCCUCAGGAAGAGUGUCUUUCAUGGCUUUCUUUCUCAGCUAUAGAGGAACACUUCUAUCAGAGGCAGCAUGAAACUUGUGUGGAUUAUGCUCGCGAACUUAUUGAGAGUUUAAAGGCAGAUAUUCUCAAAAGAGAAGCUCCAGGUAGUGCAUCUUCUGCACCAUCUGAUUGUUUAAUCACUCAUGUGGAGGCUGCGAAGCUGCUGAACUCACUCCUGAAGCUUCGCCAAGCAUGCUGUCAUCCUCAAGUAGGAAGUUAUGGACUUCGCUCUCUACAACAGUCACCCAUGAGCAUGGAAGAGGUCUUAACGGUUCUCAUUGGUAAGACAAAGAUAGAGGGAGAGGAAGCCCUAAGGCGGUCAGUUGUUGCUUUGAAUGGGCUUGCUGGUAUAGCCAUCAUAGAGGACAAUUCUGCUCAUGCUGUGUCCUUGUACAAAGAGGCCUUGGAUUUAGCUAUGGAGCACUCGGAAGAUUUCAGCUUGGAUCCUUUAUUGAACAUUCAUAUUCAUCACAAUCUUUCUGAAAUACUUUUCAAGGCUUCGAAUGGCUCACUGCAAAUUCAGUUAAAUGAUGGACAAACUUUCGGAAGCCCAAGGAAUAAGGCCUCAAAGAGACCUUAUUUUGGAGAAUGCGAUAACGAACAUACCACAAAGAGGCAAAAAUUGAAUGGAAUCGAAGAUGAUGGUUCUGUUUCAAAUACUCCAAAGGCACCUACUUCCAUUUCCGAAAUGUCAGUGGAUGCCUUACAUGAAACAAAUGAGUGCAAUGCGAAGCCCUCUUUUGCAUCUAAUUCUUUUAGUUAUGAUUGUCUAAAAACAGUUUGUGAGAGCUUCAAGCAAAAAUUCCUGUCUAUUUUCAAUUCAAAGUUGAUCGUUGCUCAACUCGACUUCAAAAAAUCAUAUGAGCAGGUCUGCGAUGCAUUUAGUGAAAUGAAAAAUCAAGGUUCAGUUUGGUGGUUGGAUGUUCUUCAUCAUAUCGAACAGAGUAGGGAUUCCACGAAUGAGUUAAUAAGAAAGAUUGGUGAAGCUGUCCUGGGAUCUACUAACAAUUCGAGGUCAUCUAAGAUUGGCUCUAGCUUUCGAAGCAUCCACGGUCUAAAGUACUAUAUCCAGACUGGUCUUGAUUCCCUGGAAGUGUCUAGAAGAGCUGUACUUGAUAGACUAUUAGAGAUUGAUGAGACAAUGGAAAAACCGAGGGAUGAGGACAUAGAGAGAGUAGGACAUUGCCAAAACUGCCAGCCUAAUGGUAAUGGUCCUGUAUGCAUUCUCUGUGAACUAGACGAACUAUUCCAGAUAUAUGAGGCUCGCCUCUUUCGCCUUAGCAAUGCACAUGGAGGGAUAAUUAUGUCUGCUGAGGAGGCAUUAGAUCUGCAGAAGAAGAAAUCUGCACUUAACCAGUUCUAUAGGACUUUGUCACAAGCAAAUAAGAAUUCGUCAUCUACGUCAAGGGAUGAGGAAAUCACUGGCAAGAGAGAUACUGGCGAGAAAGUAGUGGUUUCUAAGUCUCCCUCUGAGUUGGAGGUUGUGCUUGGAGUUAUACGGAGCUACAGCAAAGUGCAUUUGGGGAAAGAGGGUAAAUCAGCAGCCACCAAGCAAUUACGUCUUCUAGAGGACAUGAGGAAGGAGUAUGCCUCCGCAAGGUCUUUGUGCAUUGCUCAAGCUCAAGUUUUGCGAGCUCAUGAUGAAAUCAAGAUGUCAACUACAAGAUUGCGCCUCAGAGAAGAUGAGAAUGAUAAAUCUCUUGAUGCUCUAAGUGUGGAAGAAUUACCUGCGAAUAGUGUCCAUUACUCGAAUGAGAAAUUCAUAUCUUUGGCUUUGUUAUUACGUAUAAAAGGGAAACUUCGUUAUUUGAAGGGUCUGGUGCAAGCAAAGCAAAAGGCUUCCAUGGAGAACACAGAUAGUUCCUUCUUAACUCAAGAAACAGCUACCUGUCAGGUUUCUCCUAUGGAACAGAAAAAUGAGCACUCAGUGAAUGCUUGUCAGGAAGCCUGCCCAAUUUGCCAUGAAAAAAUAAGCAUUCAAAAGAUGGUUUUUCAAUGUGGACAUGUCACUUGCUGUAAAUGCUUAUUUGAAUUGACUGAACACAAACAAGCUCAGGCUGGAGAGUCCCAGAGACGAUGGGUGAUGUGCCCCACUUGUCGACAACAUACGGAGUUCGCAAAUAUUGCUUAUGCUGACGAUGGACAAAACAAAUUGUCUACUUCUCCUGGGCUGCAUGAAUCUCAAGAUAGCAGAAACGAAGCUUCUAUCACUGUCCAUGGGUCAUAUGGAACAAAGAUUGAAGCUGUCACGAGGAGAAUCUUGUGGAUCAAGUCUACUGAGACAAACGCAAAAGUUCUUGUUUUCUCUAGCUGGAAGGAUGUUCUUGAUGUGCUGGAACACGCCUUCAAAGCUAACGGUAUCUCUUAUGCACGGAUGAAAGGAGGGAGGAAAGCGCACACUGCAGUCGGCCAUUUCAGAGGACAAAACGCUAGUGUAAAAGUAAAUAAAGGGGAGCAUUGCCAAGAUAUUCAGGUGUUGCUGCUCUUAGUCCAGCAUGGGGCCAAUGGGCUCAAUCUCUUAGAAGCAAGGCACGUGAUAUUGGUGGAACCACUGCUUAACCCUGCUGCAGAGGCACAGGCAAUCAGCCGAGUACAUCGGAUUGGGCAAGAAAAUAAGACGCUAGUUCACCGUUUCAUAGUGAAAGAUAGUGUUGAAGAGAGCAUCUAUAAGCUGAACAAAAGCAGGAACAGCAGUUCAUUCAUCAGCGGGAAUACCAAAAACCAGGACCAGCCUGUAUUGACACUUAAAGACGUGGAAUCCCUGUUUGCGGCAUCACCUGCCAACCCACCGCAGACUGAUGAGAGGCCUAUGGAAAGCCUAAUGCAUUUGCCGCCUUCCAUGGCCGCUGCUGUAGCAGCUGAGAGAAGACUCCAGGAACAGACAGCUUCACAUAUUUCGUGAAGACAGAUCUUCCAAUAACGACAUUGACCAUCACAAUGCACGCUCCAGAAAAUUCACAGGUUCGUCACUGUUGGCAGUUAAAAAGUUGUCCGACAACCCGCUUCCCUUCUGUAGGAAGUGUUUUACCAGUCGCUCUCCAUUCCGUAAAUCAUACUCACCUUGUACAUACCAUAAUUUGUUAGCUUUAGAUGCCUUUUCAGUGUCCGGCGAUCCGUGUAAUCUAGUUAGGAAAUUCAUUUGCUAUCAGUGGACAACCUUGUCUUAACUCAUUCUUUCUGCGGUCUUGCUCGUGCAAGAAUUUCUGGGUCCUACUCAUAAUUGGUCGAA
Molecule: messenger RNA, 5592 nt
Organism: Syzygium oleosum
Lineage: Eukaryota; Viridiplantae; Streptophyta; Magnoliopsida; Myrtales; Myrtaceae
Exons: 20
Coding region: 16-5265 (1749 amino acids)
Molecular function (GO): ATP-dependent chromatin remodeler activity; ATP binding
Source: RefSeq, a predicted model, not a curated record